Messenger RNA from Columba livia (rock pigeon), 5110 nucleotides. It is a transcript of the gene FAF1, whose product is annotated as Fas associated factor 1. The record is from RefSeq and is a predicted model, not a curated record. Gene Ontology annotation, cellular component: nucleus; endoplasmic reticulum. Lineage: Eukaryota; Metazoa; Chordata; Aves; Columbiformes; Columbidae. The transcript has 19 exons. The coding region runs from base 299 to 2248 and encodes 649 amino acids. Gene Ontology annotation, molecular function: NF-kappaB binding; ubiquitin binding.
UCAAUGACAGGCAAAAUGUGCGACAGGCGCUGUGCGGGCCGGGAGGGAGCGGCGCCGCCUCCUCCUCCUCCCCCUCCCCGGGCCAGCGGCUGAGGCAGCGCCGCCCGCUCCGCUCCGGCCCGCUCCCCGCUCCCCUCCUCCGCCCCUCCGAGCCGCCAGGCGGGCAGCCCGGGGCCGCCGCGGGAGCUGAGGGGAGCCCGGCGCGUCCAUGAGCUCCUAGCGCCCACCCUGCCCCGUCCUCGCCGGCAGCAGCUCCAGGUGCGCGGGUCCGAGCGGCGCCGGGACACCGCUGGCUGCAAUGGCGUCCAACACGGACCGAGAGGUGAUACUGGCUGAUUUCCAGGCCUGUACUGGUAUUGAAAAUAUCGAUGAAGCUAUAACGUUGCUUGAACAAAAUAACUGGGAUUUAGUGGCAGCUAUAAAUGGUGUAAUACCCCAAGAGAACGGCAUUCUGCAAAGUGAGUACGGUGGAGAGACUUUACACGGACCAGCGUAUGGCCCCGCAAGUCAUUCUGCAGCGGCUUCGUCAGCGCCUUCCUCAUCCUCAGCAUUUCGCCACGUAGUGCCAUCUAGACAAAUAGUGGAAAGGCAACCUCGAAUGCUCGACUUCAGGGUAGAGUACAGAGACAGGAAUGUGGAUGUCGUGCUUGAAGACAGCUCCACGGUCGGGGAUAUCAAACAUAUUCUAGAAAAUGAACUUCAGAUUCCUGCAUCUAAAAUGCUGUUGAAAGGAUGGAAGACUGGUGAUGUAGACGAUAGUACUGUUUUAAAAACUCUACACUUGCCAAAAAAUAAUUGUCUUUAUGUUCUAACACCCGACCUGCCUCCUCCGUCGUCGGCUCAUUCUGGGGCUCUGCAGGAGUCAUUAAAUCAAAACUUCAUGCUGAUUGUCACCCAUCGAGAAGUGCAGCGGGAGUACAACCUCAACUUCUCGGGCAGCAGUACCAUUCAGGAGGUGAAGCGGAACGUGUACGACCUCACCAGCAUCCCCGUCCGGCACCAGCUGUGGGAGGGCUGGCCGCCGUCCGCCGCAGACGACUCGAUGACUCUCGCCGUGGCGGGACUGACUUUUCCUUGCCAUCGACUCACAGUCGGAAGAAGAUCUUCACCUGUACAAACAAGGGAACAGUCGGAGGAGUGCACCGACGUUCACAUGGUCAGUGACAGUGAUGGAGAUGACUUCGAAGAUGCUACAGAGUUUGGAGUGGAUGAUGGAGAAAUGUUUGGAGUAGCAUCGUCUGCCCUGAGGAAAUCGCCAAUGAUGCCAGAAAAUGCUGAAAAUGAAGGAGAUGCCUUAUUACAAUUUACAGCCGAGUUUUCUUCGAGAUAUGGUGACUGCCAUCCUGUUUAUUUUAUUGGAUCACUAGAGGCUGCUUUUCAAGAAGCCUUCUAUGGGAAAGCUAGAGAUAGAAAGCUUCUCGCUAUCUACCUCCACCACGAUGAAAGUGUACUGACCAACGUCUUCUGCUCACAAAUGCUCUGUGCUGAAUCCAUUGUCUCCUAUCUGAGCCAGAACUUCAUCACCUGGGCAUGGGACAUGACGAAAGAGGCAAACAGAGCGAGGUUCCUGACCAUGUGCACCAGGCACUUCGGGAGUGUGGUGGCUCAAACAGUCCGAACUCAGAAGACAGACCAGUUUCCACUUUUCCUUAUUAUUAUGGGAAAACGAUCAUCUAAUGAAGUACUGAAUGUAAUCCAAGGUAACACGACGGUGGAUGAGCUGAUGAUGCGGCUGAUGGCGGCGAUGGAGAUCUUCAGCGCCCAGCAGCAGGAGGACAUCAAGGACGAGGAUGAACGUGAAGCCAGAGAAAACGUGAAAAGAGAGCAGGAUGAAGCGUACCGCAUAUCGCUGGAGGCCGACAGGGCCAAGAGGGAAGCGCAAGAGAGGGAGAUGGCAGAGCAGUUUCGCUUGGAGCAGAUUCGGAAAGAACAGGAGGAAGAACGCGAGGCUAUCCGGCUGUCUCUCGAGCAGUCUCUGCCUCCCGAACCGAAGGAGGAGAGCACCGAGUCCGUCAGCAAGCUGCGCAUCCGGACUCCCAGCGGGGAGUUCUUCGAGCGCCGUUUCCUGGCCAGCAGCAAGCUGCAGGUUGUCUUUGAUUUCGUAGCGUCCAAGGGAUAUCCCUGGGAGGAAUACAAGCUGCUGGGCACCUUUCCCAGGAGAGAUGUGACCCAGCUGGAUCCAAACAAAUCAUUACUGGAGGUAAAACUGUAUCCUCAAGAAACCCUUUUCCUAGAGGCGAAAGAAUAGCUGGAGCAGGAUGGCAGGACUGACCUCUGGGCCGGCCCGCCGCGGCCUGGCCGCCGCAGAGCCCGGCAGAGCGACACGGCCGCGGCCACGCGCCUCCCAGCCUCGUCUGAGCGAGCGGGGUAAAGUUCUGCUGUGAACACUGAACGUUAUGACUCUGUUGCUCACUUAUCAUCCAGCUUUUGUUACAAUUAAUGCACUGUUAAAAUGUGAGUGAUUGUUAAGUAGAAUUUUUACUCCUCAAAUGCCCCUUUUUCACCAAGAAAUCUUGGACAUUUCUGCCUGUACUUUUGACACUAGAAUGCUGUAUAUUUGAUAUCUCGCUGAGCCAGUGCUCUCAUAUAUAUGCAUUUUAUUUCUGUGUUUGAAUUUCUACUUUGUCAACUAAUUUAAAAAGGCAGAAAAAAUUCUCAGCCAUGGAAAUUUAACAGUAUUAUAGCAGAAAGCAUAUAAUUUUUGUUAGUACUUUCCGACUUCUUUGAUAAGGUGUAAGGUUUUGUUUGAAGAAUAUAGUUUGACCUAUAUGCGAGAUAUUUAUUUACUGGUUCUGCUUUGGGUCUCAGUUCUGAUUCAGUUGAGGAAGUAUUUUCCAUUACAUUGCAGUGUGCGGAACUGCUUAUUGCAUGAUGUGAAUAUUUAAAUAACGUUGGAAAUGGCCAGUACCAGGCACCUGGUAUCUUGGCAACACUUCAGGAACCAGCUGAUAUUGAAUAUCAGCUGUUAAAAACUUUCCAAACACCAGAUACAAAAGUUCUUUAUUUCUCAUUGUGGUAGAAAGGGCAGUUCCCAUUUUAGCAGUUUUCCGUCAUUCUGGCACUUGUUUGUAUCCCAUUACUCGGCUGGUUUAAAGCACCUUGUUUGUUUGACCAAACAAUGAGGAUCUUAGGAGGUGGUGUAACUAGAAAUCUGCCUUAUUAUUGCACACCUUGGACAUUUACCAGUAGAUGACUGAUCGCAUCUCAAACGGAAGGAGUCGUGGUGCUCUGCGACGCGCGCAGCGGCCCUGUCCGCUGGGCAGCACCCGGUGCUUCCCGUCCGCCCCGCGGGACGAGCGCGGCGCUCGUGCCGCCAGCCCGCAGCGACGCGGCGGGGGGGCUUUGCUUUACACCCCUGGGCGUGCAGAACAGGGCACAGGAGCACGGCAGAACCAGCAGCUGCUAGUCGAACCUGUCACACGGAUUUCCAGAUACGUUUAUAUGUAAUGCAUAGUGUUCAUCGUAGCAAGAUGAGUUCUGUGAGCAAAAACCAAUUGCACACAUCUUUAAGUCUCUUUUCUUUAGAAGGAUGGUGAUGUAAAAUCAAAUGUAUGCCUAUUAUUAGGGUGUUAGUGAAGCUGAUAUAUUGUUACCUUUACCAAAAAUGCAAAUUUCUGAGCAGGGAAAGCCUUACUCUCCCCUUUAUCAUUCUGUAAUUAGUGAGUGCUACAUCAGACACUCUUAGAAGUGAAGUAUCUAUGACAAAAGAUUUGGAAGUGUAUCCAAAUUCUAAUCAUUUGCAGUUCACAAAUAAAGGAUUCAUAGCCAAUAGAAGGUAAAGUCAUGUGUAAUGGAAAGCUGAAUGCAGACCCUUCAUUCUGAACUUCUGUUUUCUUACAAAAAAAAUACACCGUGUAUAUUAAACAAGAAAUUAACGUAGGUUGCAAAUUGGGGUGAUGCUGUUUCUACGAACAAUCACAGAGCACAGGCGGGUUUGUAAGUGGUGCAUAUCUUUGUUCCUUCAGAUCAGCUGGUCCUGAGCUGGCUGGUGAGGACGGGCAGCGCCGACGUGCUGCGGCACGAGCGAGGCGCCCGGCCAGCCGGCUGCUUUGUAUUAACCUGUUUAACUCCCGUUUGGUCUAAUCAGGCUGUUUCCUCUCACUCAACUUAUCUCUGUAUUUUGACUAUAUAUUCUUUACUUUGAUACUAGUUUCAUAAACUUAUUAAAUGUGGCUUGAAUAUUUGUUGAACUUGCUGAAGUCAGUGCUCCCAAGGUUGGUUUGGCUUUUCUUUUCUAAGUUCUUUUAGUUCUAUAUUUUCUCCAUUUUGUUCAUAUGACAAAACAGACUGUCAUUACCAGAAUGUCCUAGUGAUAAUGAACUGGAAGUGUUCAAAGCGGUGGCAUUACUGUCCUCUGAUACAAAGAUACCAAGAUCGGUGUAUAGGGAUCAUUCUGCCACAGCGUAAACAAGUGUAUCACGCUUUAAAUAAAACAUGAGUUUGGUCCUUAAAUACUUUGGGCCUGAUUUCAAGAAGCAACCAUCUAGAGUCACCUUUCCAAAUUACACCCUCAGUGCAAACCUGUCCCUGUGUAGGAACAUUGACAUUCUGCGCCAUCGUUUUCCGCUCUCCAAAACCAAGGUAUUCACUUACAGGCUCUGCUGGUGUGGUUAAUUAGUCUACAGACUAAUUCUGUAAUCCACUAAUACCCUAAAACUGUAACGCUGUCGCUGCAGAGCGUAUCCCUGAUUCUACCUGUUUAUCUCCAGGUUCUUCACAUCCAUGGAUUAUCAUCAACGCGAUUACCGCAUUAGUUUAAGUCUUAAGGAAUUAGAGCUGAGGAGCGGAUCCUGCGGGGUGCUGGGCUCCGCGGUGCUUGGGCUCCGCGGUGGCGGUGCCGCGCUCCGGCUUUCGAGGACACGUCUCGCCUGUGGCGCUGGCGUUGAGAUCAUGGUUAGAACGUGCGGGCGCGGCCGUUUGCUCGGUGUGCCCUGCGUGCGCACUCUGCAGUUCAGCCAGAGUGCUGGGGUGUUCCUAAUGGAGCGAUGCUGGGGGGUUGUUUAUUCUUUUUAAUGUAGCAGAAAAGGACUUUGGCUUUCGUAAACUGUACCUACUCAGUGACAUUAGAAACUUAAAAUAAAUUUUCAAUUACAGUACUAUUUCUACUAAA